UUUCGGCCAAGAUGACAUGUUUCGUGUCAUGCUACGAUUCGUGAACAGAGUUCUUCCUAAUGACAAGCUGCAAACUGCGUUAAUCAGCAAAAAUGGAUUUCUUCACGGUGCCUUCUGGGACUCUAUUUUAUAUGGGAAAAUUGAAAUGUUACAGUUAAUCAUGAAGGCUGUUAAAGAAAUUAUGGGACCAGACUCACAAUUGAACCUCGUCAAAUCCAAGCGUUUGGGAAUUGUUUUUGGAGUGGGAGAGGUUGUUGUUGGAUCGGAAUUUGUUCCUGCAUUCCCCGAUUUCAUUAAUAUCCUGGCUAAAACAAUGAUUGAGAAUAAUCCUGACGGUUAUAAAUACUUCCACGAUUUGAUCUUCCACGACGAAAGAAACAUUAUCUCACUGAAGUCUCUCGAUGCACAACAUCUUUCUGGGUUGAUGUCUGUCAACGGACGCGAAAAUUGGAUGAAACGCUUCUUGGGUGCCGCAAUAAAAGUUCCUGACGACUUUAUCUCUUCACUAGAAGAGGGUCUUCUUGUGAAAUUCAAUAACGAAGAGCUUCGGUGUUUUCUAACAGCGAUCAUUUCAAAUUUAGAUCAGUCGGCAAGAUCAAUUAGCGUAUGGGCAAAGCUCGUCCGUGGCUUCUGCAAAGGCAACAAAUACAUAAAUUCAAGUUCUGAUCAUAGCAUAGGUUUUUUUAAAAACAUGUUCAAUGACAUCUGGAAAAAGUUGGGCGAACAGGCUGUCGAAGAGCUCAUCUUCAGUGACAACGUUUCCACGGUCGAAUGGGUUGCACUACGAGGAUACACAGAGCUUUUGGAAGCCAUGUUGGCUGGAUUACCAACAGCAAAACAAGAGAUGUUAAGACAACGUCUAGCGAAUAACAAACACCAAGAGAGGUUCGAGAAAUUCCUAUCUGAUGUCCCGACAGGCGGGGACAGGCCUCAGUGUUAUUCCGACACCGUCAAGCUAAUACACUAUUGCCUGAAAAAUGGCAGCAAAGAACAAUUGUCAAAAUUUGCCAAAUCUGCCAUGCUCGUCUACGAAAUCCAAGGGAAGAAAUUUAGUAUUUGGAAUACCUUCAACGACACAAUUUUUACCAAUGAAGCUAGCUUUCAUAGAGACAUAAGGGAGAUCAUUGAAUUUAUGGCGGAGAAACUGGAUGUAGAUGACAUUAAAAUACUUAUGCUUCACGACGACAUAGGUAAAGGUUCCUUCUUUCUUCGACUUAUCCUUUGGGAAGGGGUUCGCUUCGCCUGGGAAAUGAUAGACUGUUUACCAGCAAAUGUGCGAGAGCCGUUCAACAUCUAUUUGAAAAACAAUGGACCUCAAAUUAUUCACAAAAUGUUUUACCUGAAAAGCACGGAAACGCUGAUAGCAAAAAUGCGCCAACGAGGUCGGAAGUAUUCGAUAUAUCUUUUGCAGUUUUACCUGCACAGUGGAAACGAAGAGCAAUUAGCGCAAUUUCUAGAAACCAUCACAACCAUAUGUUACGUCGGGAGCGCCAAACGUAGCUUGUGGGGAGCCGCAAGCCUACUCACGUUAACAACUGACGACACUAUCAACGAGUUUCUCGAAUGUGUCUCCCAGAAGCUGGGCACGAACGCAGUGAAAAAAUUGGUAUUGCACAAAGACAACAAUGAACUAGACGUCGUCAUGAUUUACGCAAUGCGGAAGAGUAGGUCGGACAUAUGUAUUGGCAUGUUUGCCCAUUUAGACGAUGAAGGCCGCGAUAGAGUUCGCCAUUUGGUCGCAUCACUUCCAUCCCAUACAGAUGUCGAACGCUAUGGUCAACAACUGAAAGAUAAUUGGCACACAGUGGACUUGAAUAAAAUCCACCAUACUCAUGGAAAGAAUGCUUUACUCACCGAAACAUCUGGUAUGGGCCACAAUGGAGAGAGCAGGACAUCCAUCUGUAAUGGUAGACAAACAAAGUAAAUAAUCAGUAGAUAGUUGGAAACAAAGCAAGUUCCAGAACUUUUCAACAGGCUGGAUAAAAUAAACAAAUACUACUAUCAAGAAAAAUUGAACUUCCGCCAGACCUGCUCGAUAGAGUCCCUCGCCCUGCACAACCCAAA
Messenger RNA from Daphnia carinata, 2064 nucleotides. RefSeq lists its product as uncharacterized. The coding region runs from base 17 to 1924 and encodes 635 amino acids. The record is from RefSeq and is a predicted model, not a curated record. NCBI's taxonomy places the organism in Eukaryota, Metazoa, Arthropoda, Branchiopoda, Diplostraca, Daphniidae. The transcript is spliced from 2 exons.